Messenger RNA from Glossina fuscipes, 3054 nucleotides. It is a transcript of the gene blot, whose product is annotated as sodium- and chloride-dependent GABA transporter 1. Gene Ontology annotation, cellular component: membrane. The record is from RefSeq and is a predicted model, not a curated record. The transcript has 6 exons. Gene Ontology annotation, biological process: sodium ion transmembrane transport. NCBI's taxonomy places the organism in Eukaryota, Metazoa, Arthropoda, Insecta, Diptera, Glossinidae. Bases 563 to 2920 code for a protein of 785 amino acids.
GUUAUUCAAUUUAUUUUAAUAAAAGUAUAUAAGAAUAAUUUUUCAAAUAAAAUUAGAAGAAAUGUGGACACAUCUUUUUAUGUGAUUUGUAAUCCACAAUCUUUCGAUAUUAAACACUUCGUCAGCAAGUUCGUGGAGUGUUAGCAAUUCGCUAUGCAAACGCUUGACAGUUUUAAAUUAUCUUAGUCCAUUAUCUAUCCAGAAGUUUGCACUUUAACUUGUUCCUUCUUAAUAAAUGAUAAUUCCUUUUUGGCGUUAAAUUGCUAAUUGCUUCCAUCAUGUUCGAGCAUUUAAACGUUUAAACCCGCUCGCAUGGAGCUUUCCAACACGAGGUGUCGCUUUAAAUCAAACAAAAAACAAUAUAUCCAUGAAAAGUGAUAAAAUUUUUAUUUUAAUCUAAGGUAAAAGCUUUGAGUUUCCCGGCAAAUAUUGAAAGCAAGAUUUAUGAAAAGGAUUUAAGCCGCAAUGUGUUUGUGAAUAAAUGUUAUAUAAAGAACUGAAAAAAAAAAAAUGAAAUUUCUUUUAGUGUACGACGCUUGCACUGCCACAAGUGGCCUCUCAAAUGGAGAUGCCAACAGCAAAAUAUUUAGCAGACUACCUGCACGUUAUGCACGAAGAUGUGCCAUUCCGCUAUUGCCGGGAAAAAAAGUUCUCAGUGUGUCGUGGUUUGAUUUUGUGUAUUUGCUUAAAUGUAACGUACGCGAACGUAGUUCGUUUCCCCAGAGAAUUGGAUAAGUUUGGUUUGGCAUACCUAGUGCCGUACGUUGUCUUACUAUUUCUAGUUGGUUUACCAAUUGUGUUGUUGGAAAUAUCAAUGGGGCAAUUUUUGGGUCAAGAAGCCGCGCAUACGUGGAGAGCAUCACCAAUAUUUAAAGGGGCUUGUAUAAUUAGUCGUUUUGCAUCCUGGGUCUCAACAGUUUGGUUGUCAUUGCACGCGGUUAUCGCUACGGCGUAUAUAGGAAUGUUUACGUUUAAUUCUAUGCCGUUUAAAGAGUGUAUAGGAAUUUUGCGUAUAUCAUCGGAUGGUUACGCUUUGACCAAUAACAGCGGCCAGGAAUGUUUACAGAAAACAUUUUUAACGCCAUUCUGGGAAAAUCCUUUCUUCUUUGGAGUUUUAUCGAUAGCUUUGUUAGUACUAUGGACAAUCGUAAUGCUAUGCACGUACAACAGCCACGUAUUGCAUCGCAUAUUAUUCAUUAUUGGUUCGCUAGGAGUUUUGUUGUUGUGCAUCAUUACGGUUUGGGAGUUGCACAAUUCUUUGGGCAAAACCGAGCCUUAUUUCCCUCAGCUAUGGCCAUUUACUGAACAGAAUCUCAGAGAUAGCAAUUUAUGGUUUAGCGCUUUGAUGCAAAUUGUAUUUGCUAUGAAUUGCGGCUUUGGUAUACUACCCAUGCUAACGGGAAAGUAUCUGUAUAAAGGCGAUGCUGUGCGCACCUCAGUGAUAUACGUGUGCUUCAAUUUAUUAAUCAGUGCUGUAGCUGUUACCUUAUUUAUAAUACAGUUCGAUCAUUCGGUAAAUGGAUCUUUCCUGAUUGAAGAAUUAAAGCCUUUGACUGCUGUAUACGAUCGCGUGUUGUAUGAUAAAUCGCAUUAUGAGUUAUGCGUAAAGCUUUUGCCCUCGCUUAUUUACACGUUAAUGAUAAUGACAUGUUUCAUGUCAUUAGUAUCAAGUAUUUAUACUGCCGCCCAUUUAGUGCCAAGACGUCCAAAUUAUAUGCUAAGCUUAGCUGGUUUGCUGGCAACCAUUAUAUCGUUUUCAUCGCCUCGAUUUUAUAUAGCGCGAAUUUUGGAUGCCCGAAUCGUGGGAACGAUGGUGAUAACUGCUUUAAUUUUUGAUCUCAUUGCUAUUACAUGGAUCUAUGGUGCGAAGAACAUUUAUAUCGACUUGGAAUUCUCAAUAGGUCGUCCAAUUUUCAAAGGUUGGAUGUGGUUGUGGUAUGUAUGUCCAGCCAUUUUAACGAUUCUUUUAGUUUGGUGGUGUUCAGAUGACGACCAAUACGAUAUAUUGUCGGAGAUAAUGCCCCGUUGGGCUCCGAUAUUGUUUGUGUUAUUUAUUGUAUUUAUAAUAGCAUGUGUGGAAAUUUUCGGACAAGUUGAAUACAAUUUCUUUGGGAUGAUUUGCGAAGCUUCCAAAUCGGCGAAAGAAUGGGGGCCGGCAGAUCCUUUAACACGUUGCGCCUGGAAGCAGUGGCGUUCGGUUUGCCAAGAUACUGGUCAGAGAGAUUUCACUUUUCGGCGUCGUGGUACUAAAGAUUACACACGUUCUAUUAGGAUUGAUCAAUAUACCAAAUAUAAAAAAUAUACGCCUGAAUCUGGUGUAAUCCAGCAGCAGUGGAUAUCUGAUACUAAUUCACCUAAUUACAGCAGACCUGUUUGUGGAAGUUCAAUGAUAGAAAAGGACAUUAGCUUAAGUAAGCAUUUCGGUAUGUCAUCCGCAACUGGCGAUUUUAAGAAAUUACGUUAUUCGCGCUGCUCAUCGAUGCAACAAGUUGUAAAUGCUCACCAACAGAGCCAGCAGAAACAACAAACAUUGGAAUGUCAAAAGCCAUAUAUAAGCUCAUCAGAUAAAUAUAUAGAUACUUGUGCUUCAUCGGCUAAAAUUAUUAAUAAACAUAAUAAAGAAGUUAUGUUUAUUAGACGUUCACAAAACGGCGCGAGUUUGGAUUCUAUACGCGCUGAAAUCGAAUCACCCAAAGAAGGUUUCAUUAACUCUUUCGCGAGAUCCACUGGCUCCCAAGAAAAUAAUGGUAGUUACGCUAACCGCAUUGUCUGUUCGAAGCGGACAAAAAAUCAUUGUCUUUCGAUCAAUGGAUCGAAAUCGUUAUAUUCCAGUAUAAGUGCUCCAAUUGACGUGAACGCGGAACAUAUAUGCUGGAGAAAAUUCGCAAUGGAUCCAAGAGAGUAUUCGACUGAAUUGUGAUUUCCUGCAUAUAACGACUCAAUUUUCUUAUUGAAAAAAAUAAAAUAUGAAAAAAAUAAUUUUAUAAAAUACCGCCUUUACACUUAGUUAAUUAUAUCCACAUUUUAAUCCACACACAUGCACACACACACACA